CGGACUUUCGCUUUCUCAACUUUUUCAAGGAACAGAAAACACUAGAGAGAUACAAACGGCAACAUAGUCGGCUUUGUUCAAUAGUUAGGCUGAUACAGCAUAAAAUACGGACAAUUGAGAAUGGCCGGAGAACCUGCUGAGGUGACUGAACUUAGAGGUGAAGAGGACAUAGGGAAGCUGGAUGACGAGACUGACGCCAAGCCUGACCGCAAGGGAAGAUUUCUACUGUUUGGAGGUAAGAAGAAUAAGGAUGGCCAGACGCGGGAGCAGGACUACUCUUCUGAAAGCCAUUACAGAAUUGUUUCACCAACAUUCCAGUAUAAGAUGAGCCACCAGAGAGUGGGCAAGUGUAUCAUCAUCAACAACAAAAACUUUGAUGAAAAGACAGGGAUGAAUGUUCGAAACGGCACAGACCGAGACGCAGGUGAGCUGUUUAAAUGCUUCAAGAGCCUGGGCUUCGACGUCUUCGUCUACAACGAUCAGACAUGUGAGAAGAUGGAGCGUCUCCUCAGAGAAGCCUCGGAGGAAGACCAUAGUGACAGCUCGUGUUUCGCCUGUAUCCUGCUAAGCCACGGUGAGGAGGGCAUGAUCUACGGGACAGAUGGCGCCAUGCCCAUCAAGACCAUGACCUCAUUGUUCAGGGGAGACAUGUGCAAAAGCUUAGUGGGAAAGCCAAAACUCUUCUUCAUCCAGGCUUGUCGGGGUUCUGAGUUUGAUGAUGGUAUACAGACAGAUUCAGGUCCUCCAAAUGAUACCCUGGAGACAGAUGCUAAUCCAAGACAUAAGAUCCCAGUGGAGGCAGAUUUCCUGUUCGCCUACUCCACGGUGCCAGGGUACUACUCAUGGAGAAACCCUGGGCGAGGCUCCUGGUUUGUCCAAGCCCUCUGCAAUGUCCUCAGUGAGUUUGGCAAGCAGUUGGAGAUCAUGCAGAUCCUCACACGGGUCAACUACAUGGUGGCCACGAGUUUUGAGUCCUGGUCUGAAGACCCGCGCUUCAGUGAGAAGAAGCAGAUCCCAUGUGUGGUCUCCAUGCUGACUAAAGAACUCUAUUUCAACUAACCGCCGGCCUCAAGCACUGUACUGUACGACCCCAAAGACUGGCCGACUGACUGACUUUACUGACUGUUUCAGGUACCGACUAAGUGGUCAAAGCAUUCAGGGAUGAUUCAGGCCCAGCAUCACAUUAAGAGCACAUACUAUGAUACUUUACAAGUGUGGCUGGGUCUGAAAACAAGCACUCUGUGAGAAAAAGAUAUUUACAGUGGCACUCCUCGUUCAUGUGUUGAUGGUGAAACUUCUUCCUCUUCUUCAGGUUAUUCUUCAGAAUAAUGACGUCACAUUUGAGCUAAUCUUUCUUUGACAGGCACUGUGAAUUAUCCAUGUUAUUCUACCAGCCCGUAAAAUUUGCUGCCAGUUUUUUUGGGUUUGGGGAAUCAUAUCUGAAUAUGUCUGUUCAUUUUCCAGCACUAAGAAUAGACUUUUAACGGAACCAUAGUCUAGUCUCUUCUCUUUAAUUGAACUGAGAGCUCUCUGAAACUACGGAAGCCCUGAGGGGCUAGAGAGAAAUAAAUCUGGAAAUCUAAAUUCCGCGUCUCAUCUUAGUUGUUUUUUCUUUUCACAUAUUUAUGUUUGGAAAGUGGGGUAGUGCUCAGCUCCUUUAGCUAAAAUUAGUACAAAAGAGUUAUUAAAGAGAAGUGCACCUUCAAUAGUUUCAAAAAUAAUAAUGAUAAAAAUAUCUCAUUCGGAAAAAUCCCUGUAUUAAGAACCAGAUUUGCAGAUUUUUUUUUCACACUUGCUGUCAGGGCUUCCGUAGAACACAUCUAAUACAGUCUACGAGAAAACAAAAAAUAGAAACUUUUUUAAAUUUAUACCAUUCUUUACUUCUGCAGCAGUCUGGUAACUUAAUGUAGGUCUAGUGGCAUUCCUCAAUAAAGGGAUCUGAAGAAUAGAUAGACAGGCAUUUUGGCUAGUUAACCGAUAAACUUGCAAGAGCAGUGUUACUCAACCCUGUUUAACCAAAAAGCCACAAACAAUAAAUAAAUAAAUAAAUAAUAAUAAUGAAAUCCCUUUGAAAGGGCCACAAUCCAAACCUGGGGGAGGGGGAUGACACACACACUGAGCCACUUGUUGAGUAUCACUGCUCUUAAGUAUGGGGUGCAGGGAUUCAUUGAUCUGUUUAAAAAUUACAUUAAUGGAGACCCAUUUAAUAGACAUGGAGGUUUCCAAAAUAAUUUAAAAAUCAUUUUAAAAAACUGCAUAUCAUUACCAAUCAACAGACAGGUGCCCAGCUCUGCCACUAACUAAACUAUAACAAAAAAAAAAAAUGGAAAAUGGAUCAGAUCAUCUUCAGCUAUCUGUGUUUUAAUGUUUUCAGUCAUCAGGUGUCAAAAACAAGAGAUUAAAAAGACCACUUUCUCCUCUGAGCAGAAGCAAGUGAAGAUGCUUUUGCAAAACGCUGUGUAUCCGCCUUCCUAGCAGAGUUUAAGUUGGUAGCAAUUUUCAAGCAUCCUCAGGUUCUUUAAUGUCCCAGGGAGUGGGUAAAUGUAAUGUUAAAGAAUGUCAUAUACAUAUGGCUGGGAAGGGUGUAAUCUUUUGCUGUGUAUACAUAGUUUUAUGGGUUUUUGGGUCUAGUGCAUAUUAUAUAGCUCAUUUCCAUUAAAAAUUAUUAUUUCCAAUUUUCUAGUUUUCUCAGCGUGAUGUUGAAAACUUAACUUUCUUUUUGUGCAGCCCUGAGUAAAUGAUGUUCAUGUAUUUUUUACAUGGCUCAAAUAACACACUUGUCUUUUUAGUCAGGGUCCAACAAAUCAGUUUAUGAAUAUCCUUCUCUUAAUUUUUAAAGUUAGACAUUCCUCCGUAGUAUCUUUGAUAACUGAUGUGGUAUAUGCUGUAGAAUAGACAGAAAUUUCCAAAACUGUCAAAAUUUCUGUUAGCAUUACACUGUCAAUCUAGACCGGGGCCCAUAGCACCAAUGCCACACCAUUUCACUGUAUAUUAGUGUUGUACACUGUCAUUAAACACUACACUGUUUUUUAAGAGUUAUCAGAAAGUUCAUCCCUAACUUAUUUUUGAUUUAAUUUUUGAUUUAGAUAGGGUUUUAAAACACUAAAUCACUUAGAAAAAUAUAAGUUUCACUUGAUAUUCUUAAGCACACAGUGCACUUUGCUCAGUUUAUUUAUUUUUUAAUUGAAUAAUUAAGUCAAUUAAAUGCUGUGAGAGAGAAACAUCUAAACGUAUUUUUUUAAUAUAGUAGAAAUAUACGGAAGCCCAAAGUGGUCUUAAAUCCAUACAUCCAUUUUUUUUUUCUCUAAAAUUAAAAUGUAAGGAUGAAUGACCUUGUAUGGAUACUGUUAACAUUUGCAUAACUUACAAGAAGUUUGUUUCUGCAUGUGAUUUUUUUUUUCUUUUUAAUUUGUCCCAAAGUCUGUCAAACACAGAGGCAGCUAUUACUGGUGGUAACAAGUCUAAACACCCACAACCCACAUUCACAGUCACUGUUGCUGCAAUGUUUUUACAUUUUAACAAUACUGCAUGUUUCAUAAAGUUGGGGAAAAAGUUGAACAAUAGUUUUAGCUUGUCACUUUUAUUUUUCACUCAUUGUAUUUUGUUACCCUUUUUUAAAAUUUUGUGAACACUUUCAAAUAUUUGUAUUUGCCAGGAAAGUCAUCGGCACUGGCCUAAGUUAGAGACAUGUACCAUUCAACACCAGAUACGCUUGACCAAUACAGCAACAAGUUUGAAAUCCUCUCGACACAUGGAUCUCUGAUCAGUGAUGUGGUGCCCAACCUGUGCUGAAAGGAGUGUUUGCUCCACUUGUUUGGGAAUGGAAUUGAAGGAGGGAAAAAUGUAUUUUCAAGGGUAAAUUUAAAUGCUUUCCAGUGUUAAAUGCUGUUGUCCUCAGGAAUAUAUUUGAAAAGAUUUGGAAAAAAGGAAUGGAUGAAUUUCAUUGAAAGUAUAAUCUGGCCCAUUGUUUUUUUUUAAUUUGGGGCGAUACAUUAUUUAAAAAAUCAAAACAGAGGAAUGCUUAGGUAAACAUUUUAUUGUAUGAAACAAAGAAUUUAUUGUGUAACAAAUUGUGUCAUUUUUCUUUAACAUGUGGAAACAGACCACAUUUUAAGGUUGUUUUUCUGAAUUAUAAAAA
Molecule: messenger RNA, 4138 nt
Organism: Cheilinus undulatus (humphead wrasse)
Lineage: Eukaryota; Metazoa; Chordata; Actinopteri; Labriformes; Labridae
Gene: casp7
Product: caspase 7, apoptosis-related cysteine peptidase
Exons: 7
Coding region: 121-1059 (312 amino acids)
Biological process (GO): apoptotic process; proteolysis
Cellular component (GO): cytoplasm
Source: RefSeq, a predicted model, not a curated record